CCAGGAAGAGGGCUGCCGAGCGAGUUCACUCCCAAGUAAAUGUUUGACUGGAUGUUUGCCUCUUCUCAGAGUCUGGCUCUACAGAUCACACCGGGGAGAAUAUGAGCUCAUGGGAAGCCGGCAUUACCAAGAUCCUGAGGAACGGAGAAGCCCCAGGACAGCAGCAUUCACCGCGCCCCACCCACAGUAGUCCUUCUUCAGCAAGAUGCUUGCUGCAAGCACAAGGACCAUGCAGCUAAAUGUCACCUGUGACAACUCAUUCGACCGGGAGGACUUUCUGCAUUACUCCCUCAUCCCAUCAAUCUUCAUCAUUUUGGCCUUGUCUUUCCUUCAAAGACGAGAGCAUCGUAGACAAAGGGACGGCACCUCCUACCUCCUGGGGAACCACUUUGGAAUCAUCGUGCCUCUGGACUUCUUGGGGACUUUUAGUAACCGAUGGUCCUAUGGAGCUGCUUUUGGGGCCACAGCCAAUAAGGUCAUGUUCUUGUUCUCCGAAGGCUACCAGCCCCUGAAAGUUCCACAGUGGGCCCAAGCCUUUGUGCUUCUCAUCGGGGGCAUGGAGGUCGGCCUCUCCUACUUCCCCUUCUUUGCCUGCCUGUCCUCAGAGUUCCAGCUGGUCAGCUCCAUCCUGGGCUUCGCCUACUCCCUGACCUGGUUUGUGGUCACUGUUCUUCAGAUCUCACAGUGUCCCCAUGGGCAGUUUCUGGGGAGGUUCGAGACCCUCAUUUUCUACUGGCCCUCGCUCUUGUGCCUGGGUUUCCUGCUGGGUCGUUUCCUGCACAUGUUCCUUAAGGCUCUGCCUGUCCACCUGGGCCUGGAGCCACAGACAGAAGCAAAGUCGAUGCUGGAGGCCCACCAGGCGGAGCACGUGAAGCAGCUCUUGAGGAAGCCCCGCCCACAAGAAGGCGGAAAGUCUUGGUUUCAAACCAGGGUGUAUGAGUGGGACCCCUGCUUCCAGUUCCCCAGCAGGAUGAUCGGGACCCUCGUGCUGGCCUUCAUCUGCCUCUACCUUUUCAUCGUCAUUGAGUUUUGUGUGUUUCUAUACGUGAGAGACAAGGUGGACAUGUUUGAAGACAAGCUGGAGAGCUACCUCACCCACAUGAACGAGACGGAGGCCUUGACCCCAGUCAUCCUACAGGUGAAAGAACUGAUCAGCGUCACUAAAGGUGUCUGGGUGGUGACCAUUUUGCCUGCCGCCCUCACGUGUGUCACCUAUCUCUUCCACAUUUUGGCCUGUUACAGAAAGCAUAUGAAGAGGCUAUGGGCUGGAGACAAACACUUCCUCCCUCAGAAGUUCCACAGUCCCUCUUCAGCAGCGAGUGUGGUGGCCAUUGCAAGGUACUCUGGCUGGCAAAUAGCCUACAUCCUCUGGGGAUACCUCAUCAUCCAUGUGGUACAGAGCCUCUGUGGGGUGAUGCUCAUGUACAGCCUGGUGUUGCCCAUCGUCCACCACCAAGGCCUGGAGAUGCUGCAAGGAUUUGGCCUUGGGGUCCUCACCCUAUCCGUAGUCGUGGGCCUUAUAAGCCUACAAGUGUGGAUUGCUGCCACGUUCUUCCUGCAGCCCAAGCUGGGCACAGGCGACAAGCAGAAGCCCCUGGCUCUCAACAACAGGAGAGCCUUCCACAACUUCAACUACUUCUUGUUUUUCUACAAUGUGCUGCUGGGUCUGGGUGCCUGCCUCUCCAGGCUGCUCAUCAGCUGCCUCCUGGGCACAUGGCUGAUUGCACGCAUCGACAGGACCAUCAUGCAGAGUGGCUAUGAGGAUGCAGACAUGGGCUUCGGUGCAUGGGUUGGCAUGCUCUUCGUGGACCAUUACCACACCAACCCUGUGUUGGUCAGCUUUUGCCACAUUCUGAUCACAAGCCACAAGGAUGGGAAGCUGAAGAAGACUGUGAAAUACUGGUACCUGAACCAGACAGCAGGUCCCCGAUUCUCAGCCAGAGCCAGAACGAGGUGGUUUCUGCUGCAGACACUGAUCAACAAUCCCAGGCUCAUCACGCUUAGAAAAUCAGAAUCAGGUCACAGUUCGGGAGAGUUCACACAGAUUCUGCUGACCUGCUCAGACUGCUGAUGAGGUCACCAACUUCUGCUUCAAGGCCAGGCCAUCCCCUCUCACCGGGGCCUUAACGAGCAGCCAUCCCCUACAGGACAGGAUGACUUGGGCACUCUUCAUGCACAUGACAGACAGCACUGACCGCUUGUGGGAUGGCCAUAUAGACCAAUGGUUUAAGCCUUGAACAACCUCAAUCCCUUGAGGGGAAAAACAAGAAAAACAAUAUAAAAAGGAAAAACAACAUAAAAAGCAAUGUCUGUUGAGCAAAUUUUGCCCAUCAGUGACCUCUACUAUUUGUGGGAAGGCCGCCAUGGGUCACCUGUUAAGAAGCACACAAUCGAUGCUGGAUAAGUGAGACAGCUCUGGCUGAGUGCACUAGAUUUCACUUGCAGACGACUCAAGUUUGGUUCCCAGCAUCCACACUGGACAGCACAAGUGUCUGUAACUCCAACUCUAAGGGAUCUGAUCCAUUUCUGGCCUCUUCAGGCAGCUGCACAAAUGUGGCAGACACAUAUACACAUAAGUAAAAAUAAUAAAAUAAUGAAUCUUUAAAACAA
Apodemus sylvaticus (European woodmouse) is the source of this 2610-nucleotide messenger RNA. Its product is annotated as stimulated by retinoic acid gene 6 protein-like. The transcript has 18 exons. Bases 206 to 2071 code for a protein of 621 amino acids. Gene Ontology annotation, biological process: vitamin A import into cell. The record is from RefSeq and is a predicted model, not a curated record. Gene Ontology annotation, molecular function: retinol transmembrane transporter activity; signaling receptor activity. Gene Ontology annotation, cellular component: plasma membrane. Lineage: Eukaryota; Metazoa; Chordata; Mammalia; Rodentia; Muridae.